Messenger RNA from Sinocyclocheilus rhinocerous, 1843 nucleotides. Its product is annotated as beta,beta-carotene 9',10'-oxygenase-like. NCBI's taxonomy places the organism in Eukaryota, Metazoa, Chordata, Actinopteri, Cypriniformes, Cyprinidae. The record is from RefSeq and is a predicted model, not a curated record. Gene Ontology annotation, cellular component: mitochondrion. Gene Ontology annotation, biological process: retinal metabolic process; carotene catabolic process. The coding region runs from base 50 to 1723 and encodes 557 amino acids. Gene Ontology annotation, molecular function: beta-carotene 15,15'-dioxygenase activity; carotenoid dioxygenase activity. The transcript is spliced from 12 exons.
GACAGCUCUUGAAACAUCUUCAACAACAAGCCAUCACAAGCAGACCAGCAUGUCUUCUGUGAACCGUCUGAACAACAGCACUUCUGGCUGGAAAAUGACUAGGUCACAGAAUAAAGACCAACACCUCACUGAUGUUCUUGGUUUGCCGUGCAUAGAGAAUCUGGUGUGUUCUGCAGAUGAAACCCCAGAGCCCAUCGCAACUACAAUUACAGGUAACAUCCCCUCCUGGAUCAAAGGUAAUUUCCUCAGGAAUGGACCUGGAAAGUUUGAGAUCGGAAGAAGCAGUUUCAACCACUGGUUUGAUUGCAUGGCGCUUAUGCACCAAUUCCACAUUGAGGAUGGAAAGGUGACGUACAUGAGCCGCUUCCUCAACAGCGAUUGCUACAAGGAAAACCUUGAGCAUAACCACAUUAUGGUGUCUGAAUUUGGCACGAUUGCCAUGCCAGACCCAUGCAAGAACUUCUUCCAGCGCUUCCUCUCGCGCUUUGAGCUGCCGAAGUCAAGUGACAAUGCGAAUGUGAGCUUUGUCCAGUAUAAAGGAGACUACUAUGUCAGCACAGAGACCAACUUCAUGCACAAAAUAGACCCUCAGACGCUGGAAACAAAAGAAAAGGUGGACUGGAGUAAAUUUGUUGCUGUUAAUGGAGCCACAGCUCAUCCCCAUGUGGAUCCUGAUGGAACUACAUACAACAUGGGCAACUCUUACACUCGAAAAGGUGCUUUCUACAAUAUAAUAAUGGUGCCGUCAAAAAAGGUGAAUCCAAAUGAUACCUUGGAAGGAGCCACAGUUGUGUGUUCAAUCCCCUCGGAGGACAAGUCUAAACCAUCCUACUAUCACAGCUUUGCCAUGUCAGAGAACUAUGUGGUAUUCAUCGAGCAGCCAAUCAAAAUGGAUCUCUUGAAGAUUGUGACAAGCAGACUCCGUGGAAAGGGGAUUAAUGAGGGCGUAUACUGGGACCCCAAACGAAACACAGUUUUCCAUGUAAUCAAUAAACACACAGGAAAGCUGAGCCUCAUCAAAUAUUAUGCAAAGCCACUGUCAACCUUCCAUCAGAUAAACUUUUAUGAAGAAAACGGUUUUCUGAUCAUGGACAUGUGCUGUUCUGAUGAUGGCCAAGCAAUUAACAACUACCUGAUUCAGAAUCUAAAAAAGUCUGGAAAUGCUCUGGAUGAGGUAUACAACACAGUGUGCAGAGUGUUCCCCCGCCGCUUUGUCCUGCCACUGAACAUGGACAGUCAUACACCCUGUGGGCAAAAUCUCAACACGCUCUUGAACAACACUGCCACAGCCAUCAAGACAGACAAGAAUAAGGUGUUUUGCACACAUGAAGAUCUCCAUGGUGAUGAUCUCCAUGAAUAUGGAGGUCUGGAAUUCCCACACAUCAACUAUUCAAUGUGCAAUUCCUGUCCCUACCGUUACGUCUACGGAUGUGGCUUCAGACACCUGGUUGGAGACUCCCUCAUUAAAAUGGACCUUCAAGGCAAACAAAUAAAGGUGUGGAAACAUGCAGGCAUGUAUCCCUCAGAACCGAUCUUUGUCUCAUCACCUGGUGCUGUAGAAGAGGAUGAUGGAGUCAUUCUGUCCGUGGUCAUCACCCCAAAUCAGGACAAGAGCACCUUCCUUCUGGUGCUGGAUGCAAAAUCAUUUGAAGAACUGGGCCGGGCUGAGGUACCUAUCAACAUUCCGUAUGGAUUCCAUGGGACUUUCCAAAAUAGACACUGAGAGACUCUUUUGAAAAGCCCAAAAAUUUAGCAAGAUGUUCAAGCUGUCUCUGAAUAACCUACUUUUAAUUUUCUACUAGUGUUGUUUUUACUCUCCUGAAUUAAUAACUUGUAUUAUAUA